Molecule: messenger RNA, 1457 nt
Organism: Exophiala viscosa
Lineage: Eukaryota; Fungi; Ascomycota; Eurotiomycetes; Chaetothyriales; Herpotrichiellaceae
Exons: 2
Coding region: 189-1298 (369 amino acids)
Source: RefSeq, a predicted model, not a curated record
GUUGCAUCCUCGCAGCCAGAAAAAAAGUACCACGUAUUGUCGCCUUCGGCGAGCGAGAGUUCCCCCUGCGUUCGAAAGCUAGAAGUAGAAAAGACACAAUCCACCCUCUCCCAGCGACACGGCUAUACCAACGGCUCGACCCCAUUCGCCUCAGGCCAUCCCACCACCACUAUCUCUGUGCAGCAGCAAUGGCCAUAAAACAUGCCUCCCCAGUGACCGUUUCCCUCCACGACCUCCAAUCCAACAACAUACCCUUUCAAACCCUUCUCGCCGCCUUCGGUCCCGACAGCCUAGGCAUACUCGUCGUAAAAGACCUCCCACCAAACUUCACCACCCUUCGCACAAAAGUCCUGUCCAAUUCCUCCCGUCUAGCCGCCCUCCCACCAACCACCUUGUCGCAACUCACCAAACCCUCGGCAAAAUACCUAGUAGGCUGGUCUCACGGCGUCGAGACCCUACGACCAGGAGUCAUCGACACAGCAAAAGGAAGCUACUACAUCAACUGCGCCUUCUAUCAGUCUCCCGACCUCAACGGCGCAGAUGCGACCAAAUUUCCUGGGUUUGAAGAAUACACAGCGCCCAACGUCUGGCCUGAGGACAGUCACAUCCCAAGCUUUCGAAGUGAUGCAGAGGAUCUGAUAAGUCUGAUCAUCGACACGGCGGUGCUUGUGGCGAGGGCGUGCGAUCGGUUCGCGGAGCACGCAAUUUCGGGGUAUGAAGAUGGGUAUCUAGAGAGAGUAGUGAAGGGAAGUACGACGACGAAGGCGAGACUAUUGCAUUAUUUCCCCAUACCGGUCCAAGAUCAGAGCACACAGAGCAAUGGGUCCUCACAGAACACGCACUCCAACAGCAACAGCAGCCAGGACACGGAGGAAAAAGAGGUCGACGACUCAUGGUGCUCAACGCACCUCGACCACGGCUGUCUCACGGGCCUGACGAGCGCAAUGUUCAUCGACGAAGCAUCGGAAGACACAGAACUUCCUGCCUCACCGGAUCCAAAGUCGGGCUUAUACAUACUCUCGCGAUCCGGCCAGAUCCACAAAGUCAGCAUCCCGAGAGAUUGUCUUGCCUUCCAGACGGGUGAGGCUCUAGAGCUCAUCACGCGAGGCAAGUUCAAGGCUGUGCCGCAUUUCGUCAAGGGUGUGGACCCGAAAAACUGUGAGUCCAGCAGCAGGAUUGCGAGGAAUACGCUGGCUGUCUUCACGCAGCCUAACCUAGAUGAACUCGUGGAUGCCGAGACGGCUCUCACGUUUGGCGAGUUUGCUAGAGGGGUUGUGAAAGAAAACACUGCUGGCUAAGGAGGAAGAAACGCGGUAGUGCCUGUCGAGACCUAAGCCGACCGUCCAUCCCUUCGACAAGAAAUUGGCAGGCAUCCAUUAUUACUGCUGCAAGGUCGCUCCGCUGUUUUUCGAAGCAUUUUGGACCACAGCCAGCCCAGCCCCAAACGCCUCGCUUCG